AUGACAUAUCGAUUUCGUAUUAUCUCGGCUGCAUCUCAGUUUGCUUAUAGUUUAUCUAUUGAUCAGCAUAAUCUAACUAUAGUAGCGAUGGAUGGGGUCUAUGUGAAUAGCUACACAAUCCAAGAAAUGUACAUCGAUAUUGGUCAACGCUAUGAUGUUCUUGUUCAUAUGAAUCAGCCAAUUGAUCUUUAUUGGAUUCGAAUCAAUGCUACUAAUAACCGAGACGAAAUCGGCUCACAGUUUCAUGCUAUCUUGCAAUAUGAAGGUGCGAGCGAUGCGGAUCCUGUUUCUGUCUACGCAAAUCCUAUGUUUAUUCUUGAUGAUUCUACUCCCCUCAAACCAAAUAACUAUAAUAAUAAUUCUCUUGUUAUACCACUGAAGCCGCCACGUUUCAACAUCAGUAAAGCCGUCAUCUUCAACGUCUCAUGUAAUGAGCCUGUUUUGAGCGAAUGCUAUAUUAAUCAAGUACGAUUCCGUAUGUCAAAGACACCUACACUCUACUCGUUGUACAAGAAUGAGCCAAGCGAAAAUGGAAUAAUUGAAGUUAACCAAUACGAUAAAUUGAUAAUCAUAAUUAAUAAUUUCGCGCCAAUUAGUCAUCCUCUCCAUUUUCAUGGUCAUGAUUUUUACAUUUUAGCCACUGGAAGCGACACUAAUUCACCUCAAAACUUCAAUCUGGAAACAGAUGAAGAGAAAUUGAACUUUGACAAUCCACCAAUUAGAGACACUUUUAAAGUGCCCAAAUUUUCUUGGGUAGUCCUCGGAAUUAUUGCAAACAACCCUGGCAGUUGGCUUUUCCAUUGUCACAUUACUUUUGAUAUGGAAGCCAUACAUUGUUCACUUGACUAUACAAUGUUUAAGUCACUGGUUACAAAUAUUCAAAUAAAUUGAUGUUGGUUAAUUUUUGAAUAGAUUCUGGUAUGGCACGUAUCAUUAAUGUCAAAGGCUACAUUCCUAAGAUUCCUGACGAUUAUCCUAUGACAGCCGACUACAAUCAAUUUGUUUCGUCGCUCUCAUCAACUGAUCGAAUUGAUUUAAAGAUGUGUCUUGUUCUCAUUCUUUUCAGCUUAGUACACGUGCUACCUGUUACAGUGUAUCACUAUAACAUGUAACUCGAUCCUUCUAUUCUUUUCUUUUCUUCGAUAUCUUCUAUGUUAUCGUUUACUUCGAUUACUUCUUUUCUUUCACCUCGAUUAACAUUUGUAUUUCUUUUCUUCUUUGUUGUCACUAUUCAUAUAUAUACCCUUGCUUUUUAAGAAUAAAGUUAGAGAGCGAAGAACACGGUUAGUGUUCGCCCAUAAAAACGAACGCUAACACUACCAAACAUUUUUUUCCAGUUAAUGCUUAAUAUCUGAAUACACUUCUGUUAGCGUCAGUGAAUAUACACUAACGCUAAGCUAGUAUAUGAUUAUGACAUGACGUCAUUUGUUGAGUGACCACUUGUGUGAUCAGCGCGUGAUCGAUGUGUGUACCGUGUACACUAUA
Molecule: messenger RNA, 1485 nt
Organism: Rotaria sp. Silwood2
Lineage: Eukaryota; Metazoa; Rotifera; Eurotatoria; Philodinida; Philodinidae
Source: the annotation of a GenBank genome assembly